This is a messenger RNA of Canariomyces notabilis, 3806 nucleotides long. Its product is annotated as ANTH-domain-containing protein. Gene Ontology annotation, biological process: actin filament organization; endocytosis; clathrin coat assembly. Gene Ontology annotation, cellular component: actin cortical patch; clathrin-coated vesicle. The coding region runs from base 390 to 3542 and encodes 1050 amino acids. The record is from RefSeq and is a predicted model, not a curated record. NCBI's taxonomy places the organism in Eukaryota, Fungi, Ascomycota, Sordariomycetes, Sordariales, Chaetomiaceae. The transcript is spliced from 4 exons. Gene Ontology annotation, molecular function: clathrin-cargo adaptor activity; clathrin light chain binding; actin filament binding.
AGUAACUCUGCGAAUAACGUUGCGGAUAAACGGACAACGCACAUGCGGUGCAACUCCAUAGACAGGCUGACGACGACGAGGCGAAACCGCGUCAGGCUACACGCUUUUAAUUCUUCGCACCUUCCUUCUGUCGCAGCUCAUUCCAGGCAGCUAAUUGAAUCUCUUGACCUGCUUAUCGCUAUAUCUUGCACCGCCGUUGCUGCAGCUCGCCGACAUUUCCGUCCACUGCUAGAAGCCGAGCUCUCCCGUCACUCCGUCCCUCCGUCCUCGGCCGCGGUCAUUGGUGAUUUGACUUGUCCAUGCCUUCGCGAGCCCCCUCGCUUCCCUGAACCCCUCUCUGAUUCGCACGCCCACCAAGGAAACGCGGCAACACUCUAUAGGCGCCCAACAUGGCCACAAUACGCAGUCUUGACCAUACCAAGUCUGAGGCCGAGUUGGCCAUCAACAUCAAGAAGGCGACGAGCCCCGAGGAAACGGCCCCAAAACGCAAGCAUGUCCGGAGCUGCAUCGUCUACACAUGGGAUCACAAGUCUUCCCAGUCCUUCUGGGCUGGCCUCAAAGUCCAGCCCAUUCUUGCCGACGAGGUCCAGACCUUCAAGGCACUGAUCACCGUUCACAAAGUCCUCCAGGAGGGCCACCCGGUGACUCUCAAGGAGGCCAUGGCGAACCGGGGGUGGAUUGACAGUUUGAAUCGUGGGAUGGCCGGCGAGGGCAUGCGCGGUUACGGUCCCCUGAUCAAGGAAUACGUCUACUACCUGCUGGCAAAGCUGUCAUUCCAUAAGCAGCACCCUGAAUUCAACGGCACGUUCGAAUACGAGGAGUACAUCAGCCUCAAGGCCAUAAACGACCCCAACGAGGGCUACGAGACCAUCACCGAUCUCAUGACGCUGCAGGACAAGAUCGAUCAGUUUCAACGGCUGAUCUUUUCUCACUUCCGCAGCGUAGGGAACAAUGAGUGCAGAAUAUCCGCGCUCGUGCCACUCGUUGCCGAGAGUUAUGGCAUCUACAAGUUCAUCACCAGCAUGCUGCGAGCCAUGCAUUCAACCACUGGCGACAACGAUGCCUUGGAGCCACUCCGUCAGCGGUACGACGCCCAGCACUACCGCCUUGUCAAGUUCUACUACGAAUGUUCGAAUCUCCGCUACCUCACGAGUCUUAUUGCCAUCCCGAAGCUGCCCCAAGACCCACCGAGUCUUCUAGCGGAAGACGAGAAUGCGCCGGCGCUCCCGGCACGCCCUAAGCAGGAGGUCGAAAAGCGGCCGACUCCGCCGCCGGCGCCCAAAUCAGACGAACCAGAUGAGAUCUCCGAGUUCUGGAAGAGCGAACUUGAUCGGCAGAACCGGGAAUACGAAGAACAGCAGCGUGUGCUGGAGGCUCAGCAGCAAGCGGCACUUCAAGCGCAACAGCAGGCUCAACUCCAGGCUCAGCGAGAUUUUGAAGAGCAACAACGGCGACUACUGGAGCAGCAGCAGCGGGAGCAGGAGGCACUGAUGGCGCAGCAGGCCCAAUGGCAGACGCAGGGGCGGCUGGCCGAGCUCGAGCAAGAAAAUCUCAAUGCGCGCGCACAGUACGAGCGCGACCAGCUCAUGCUUCAGCAAUAUGAUCAGCGGGUGAAAGCCCUGGAAGGCGAGCUGCAGCAGAUUCAGAACAACUAUGGCCAGCAAAUAGCUAGCAAGGAUGACCAGAUCCGAGCUCUCCAGGAGCAGGUCAAUACCUGGAGGACCAAGUAUGAAGCCCUUGCCAAGCUGUACUCACAGCUUCGCCACGAACAUCUGGACCUGCUCCAAAAGUUCAAGUCUGUUCAACUUAAGGCUGCUUCUGCCCAGGAGGCCAUUGAUCGCCGGGAGAAGCUGGAACGUGAGCUCAAGACCAAAAACCUUGAGCUUGCCGACAUGAUCAGGGAGCGAGAUCGGGCCCUGCACGAGAAGGACAGGCUACAGGGUUCAAAUAAAGAUGAGGUGGAGAAACUGAAGCGCGAGCUCCGGAUGGCCUUGGAUCGCGCGGACAACUUGGAGCGGAGCAAGGGCAAUGAGCUCUCCACUAUGCUUUCCAAGUACAAUCGCGAGAUGGCAGACCUAGAAGAGGCGUUGCGGAACAAGUCGCGAGCGCUCGAUGAGGCCCAAGCCAAGCUGCGAGAUGGCAACUCGGACCUCGAAGCGCUUCUCCGUGAAAAGGAAGAAGAGCUUGAGGUCUACAAAGCCGGCAUGGACCAGACACUGAUCGAGCUCAAUGAGCUGAAGAACAAUCAGGGCGUGACGGACCGUGCUCUUGAUGGCCAGAUUGAUGCCCUGGUCCUAGCCCAGCUGGACAAGAUCAAUGAGAUCAUCGACUCGGUGCUCCAAGCUGGAGUACAGCGCGUCGACGAUGCGAUGUACGAGCUGGAUUCUACCAUGCAGGCUGGUAACCAGAAUGCUUCUCCCUCGUAUGUCUUGUCGCAGAUUGAAAAGGCGUCUGCCAGCGCCACCGAGUUCGCAACGUCAUUCAAUAACUUCAUCGCCGACGGACCCAGCAGCAACUAUGCAGACCUCAUCAAGAAUGUCAACGUUUUUGCCGGCGCUAUUGCAGACGUGUGCAGCAACACCAAGGGUCUCACCCGCCUCGCCACCGACGAGAAGAAGAGCGAUGCCUUGAUCAACGGUGCCCGCCAGUCUGCCCACUCCACCGUCAAGUUCUUCCGCAGCUUGCUGAGCUUCCGGCUUGACGGCAUGGAUCCCUUACAAAAGACGGAUGUCGUUAUCAACAGCAACAAUGAUGUCCAGAUGAACCUACAGAGGCUCAACAAGUCGGUGGAGACGUUCGCUCCUGGCUUUGGCAAGCUUGCCAACAAGGGAGAUCUGGGUGAAGUUGUCGACCAAGAACUCAGCAAGGCGGCCGAUGCUAUCGCGGCAGCUGUGGCUCGCCUGAACAAGCUCAAGAACAAGCCACGCGACGGUUACUCGACCUACGAGCUGCGGGUGCAUGACUCAAUCCUGGACGCUGCCAUGGCAAUUACGACAGCCAUUGCACAGCUCAUCAAGGCUGCCACGGUUACACAGCAGGAGAUCGUGCAAGCCGGGCGGGGCUCGUCGUCUCGGACGGCCUUCUACAAAAAGAACAACCGGUGGACAGAGGGCCUCAUCUCGGCGGCCAAGGCGGUCGCAUCGUCGACCAACACGCUCAUCGAGACGGCCGACGGGGUUCUUUCCAACCGCAACAGUCCCGAGCAACUCAUCGUGGCGUCCAAUGAUGUGGCUGCUUCCACUGCGCAGCUGGUAGCCGCCAGCCGCGUCAAGGCCGGCUUCAUGAGCAAGAGCCAAGAGAACCUGGAGCAAGCUAGCAAGGCGGUUGGCGCUGCUUGCCGCGCUCUUGUCCGCCAAGUACAGAACAUGAUCAAGGAUCGCAACGCCGAGGAGGAGCAGGUGGACUACUCCAAGCUGGGGGCGCACGAGUUCAAGGUCCGCGAGAUGGAGCAGCAGGUCGAAAUCCUCCAACUCGAGAACGCACUUUCCGCUGCUCGUCACCGGCUGGGUGAGAUGCGCAAGAUCUCGUACCAGGAAGAGUAAAUUUGUCCAUCACGCCGAGGGUGCAUGGGAAGUGCGGUGGGAGGCAGUGCUUACCUACUCUCUGUAUGACAGUAUUAGCCUGUAAUCAUCAGUUUGACAGUUCUCACACUCUCUUUCCGUACUGUUGAUUUACUUCACCGCUGCGCCGUUGCAUCGUUGUUCCUCACCAACGCUAUGCAUCUGGUAGAUGAUGUUCCUGGUAUCUAAAAUAUAUCUAAAGUAUCUGUAUAGUACAUUGUUGAGAAUGGAUUGAAGUGCACAAUG